AUGUGUAAGAAGCUGGUUUCAAUCAGAAAGGUUGCUCUUCGGAUGCUUCAGAUCUUAGGAUUCCUUGGACAACAGAAUGUCAUCCAUGCUGAUCUCAAACCAGAAAACAUCCUCUGUAACUCAGAAAACAUAUCUGAUGGUAUCAAAGUGAUUGACUUUGGGAAUGCUAUCCAUGGAGUGUAUGAGGAGCUGUCAUUGUACUAUGAUGAAUUUGAACUCCAAACCUUGCUCUACAGGGCACCAGAGGUAAGUCUUAUUCUUUUACACCAUUCCUUUAUCAUCCUGAUGAUGGUGCCCGAGAUAUUUCAGACUGCCCGAGAUAUUUCAGGCUGCCCGAGAUAUUUCAGACUGCCCGAGAUAUUUCAGGCUGUCCGAGAUAUUUCAGACUGCCCAAGAUAUUUCAGGCUGCCCGAGAUAUUUCAGACUGCCCAAGAUAUUUCAGGCUGCCCGAGAUAUUUCAGGCUGCCCAAGAUAUUUCAGGCUGCCCGAGAUAUUUCAGGCUGCCCAAGAUAUUUCAGGCUGCCCGAAAUAUUUCAGGCUGCCUAA
Molecule: messenger RNA, 546 nt
Organism: Strongylocentrotus purpuratus (purple sea urchin)
Lineage: Eukaryota; Metazoa; Echinodermata; Echinoidea; Camarodonta; Strongylocentrotidae
Product: cell division control protein 2 homolog
Exons: 3
Coding region: 1-546 (181 amino acids)
Biological process (GO): peptidyl-serine phosphorylation; peptidyl-threonine phosphorylation
Cellular component (GO): nucleus
Molecular function (GO): ATP binding; protein serine/threonine kinase activity
Source: RefSeq, a predicted model, not a curated record